CUGUCAAGCUCCCACCCAGCUGCUCUCGUCGAUCUCUGAGAUUCAGUAUCAGUGUAGCAAUGACCGAGCGCCAAUUUCUCUCUCAUUUCUGCAAUUCUUCUCCUGACUUUGCUUAAGGAAUAGUUAUCUAUUUCUGGAAUUGUGACAGGGACGUUUAUUUGUUGUUUAACGUUUGAUAUUAAGCAUUUACAGUUAUAGUUUAGCUGAAAGCGCCGUAGUCACCCGCCUGCGCAUUUCAACAAGGGAAUCACAGACGGACAGACGUGAAACAGACCCAACAUUUAUUGUGAUAAAGGUAAAGCUCGAGGAGAAAAAAGAAUUGUCAUGUAUAAAGGGGACUGUGUGAAGGUUUAUGUGGGAACACUUGGUUUGCAUCUGGAAAAUAACCUUAGCAAUCGGAGAAUCCUGAACACUCAUUGACUGCAUAGUUGCUAUUACGUCGAAGCAUUAUUACAUAGCUGACGUUCCAUUUUCAGCACCUUGGACAACGACGAACCCGUUGGCUUCACAGUGCGACACGCCGAGAAAAAAAGAUAGAUAAAUCAAGUGUUUAUCGACGGAUAUUUCUGUAUUUAUCAAUACUCCAUAUCUACGUUUAUAGCAGCGCGGAAGACUGUACUGAUUGGGGCAGAUUCCAUAUCUACAGAUCCUAUAAUAACCAAGGCAACAUGGGAACUGUACUCUCAGUCUCCCCAAGCUACCGUAAGGCUGGCCUCUUUGAUGAAAUGCCACCCCCUCUAACACAUUAUACAGCUGUGCAGAACAGCAAAAAUGCCAAGGACAAGAGCCUGAAACGCCAGUCCCUCAUCAAUGUCCUGCCAUGGAAGCGCAUUGUGGCUGCAUCGGCCAAGAGAAAAGGCUCGAAAAAACUUGCAUCUGGUGACAGUCAAGAUGAAGAGACUGUGGGCACCCUCAACAGCCAAAACUUGAAGAAGUCCCAGUCCUGUGCCAAUCUUUCUGGCUUCACCCAGGAACCAGCAGUGAGCUCCAUACCCACAUCAAAGACGACUGUCAAUGUGGCCUCCACUACAAAGAGGACCUCAAUCACUGGAUCCAUGGGCCAAGCCACCAAUGCGGGCACACCCAAAAGAGUGAUUGUGCAGGCUUCCACCAGCGAGCUCCUGAGGAGCCUUGGUGAGUUCCUGUGCAGACGCUGCUACCGACUGAAGCGCCUUUCUCCUGCCGACCCAGUACUGUGGCUCCGCAGUGUGGACAGGUCCCUUCUGCUGCAGGGCUGGCAGGACCAGGGCUUUAUUACUCCAGCUAACGUCGUCUUCCUCUACAUGCUCUGCCGUGAGGUCAUUUCUGCCGAGGUGUCCAGCGAGCGUGAGUUGCAGGCUGAGUUGCUCACUUGCCUCUACCUGUCCUAUUCCUACAUGGGAAACGAGAUUUCCUACCCACUCAAGCCCUUCCUGGUGGAAACAGACAAGGAUGGCUUCUGGAAUCGCAGCCUGGCAAUCAUCAACCGCAUGAGUAGCAAAAUGCUUCAGCUCAACUCUGAUCCGCACUACUUCACCCAAGUUUUUUCUGACCUUAAGAAUGAGUGUCAAAAGGAGGAGGAGAGCCGGUUGCUCAUUGGCUUGGAUCGAUAAGUGUGCCAUAGAAGUGGGGGGUGGGUUGUGAAUAAACAGAUUAUUUUUUUCUUUUUUUUACAUUUAUUUAGUGUCAUUAUUAGUAUUAAAAAAAAACUUUACUAAAUUGAAGCUUCGGAGCAUAGUUUUCAGGCUUAUUUGUAGCAAUGAAUGGGAUUGGAUCAGCUUUGCAAAACCCUAAUGGUCUGACCAAGAUGCAGGACACCAGUGUCUUAAUCACUAUGCCAAUAGACAAGGAAUGCCCAGACCAACUGUGCAGCAUGUCGAUCUUUCCUCGAGUGAUUCCAUCCAUACACAAACAUGAGCAGCAGUCUUAUUAUUGCUUCUUGACUGUCAAUAAAGACUGAAAUCCAUUAAUUAAAGAGCCCACACUUGUGCUGUAUUCUUACAGUAAGGAAAUGCUUGCCAUGAUGCACACAACAGACUAAGCAGUUUGAAAAUGGGACAGUAGAGCCAAGUUAGCAACAGUCUCAAAAUGUAACCAAACCAAAGACUCAGCUUAACCUCAGCACUAGUUUGAUCUUCUGGGGACUGCAAUUUCUACAUUCAAAUAAAUCCAACACAGCGAAUAUUACUGAGUAAUUGAUCAAAUGAAAUGUGAGGACCAUGAACUGCUGCUUUUGCUGGUUAGGCGACUGAAGUGCUGUCAUUUGCAUGGCAUCACAUUUUUGACAUGUUAUGUUUGUUAAGCAUAUCCUAGUGGCCUUUAAGAUGGUCAGGGUCUUAAACUGCUGCAGAUAUAGGGCCAUUUUAUUAGAUAUUUUAUCCAACCGUUGUGAGUGACUACAUCAGUUGUUAAUGACGUCAUUCUACAUGACAGUGGCAAUUGAAGAGGAGGAAAUCUAUGAUGCUUCUUGUAAUGGAGUUAAAAUGAUUGACUGCACCACUUCCAUCAGAAUCUUUCACCUCAAGAAGGAGAAUUCAUCUGUCAUGUUUUCCUUGUUACACUACCUAUUGUCUUCAUAAAAAGAACCGAAGAUCUCUAAUGGGAACAAAUCAAUGGAAAGGUAGAUAUUUUAUGUAAUUUCAACAGCAAGUACUGUAUGUUCAUAUAUGGGUGUUAAUGCAUGCUUCUUCGACCAACCACACACUCUUUAAAGAGCUUUUUUGUCGUUAUGAUUUGAUGGUCACAAAGUUAUUUUGGACAGGGUUCCAAACUAAUGUGCCAUAAGGUCAUGUAAAGUUGGUCAGUAAAGGAACCCAAUGUACACAAAGCUUUUGUAGACUUCUCAUUAUGAAAAUUAUAUUUUUGAAGGAGUGAAAGGGAAGGGACAUAAUGGAAAAUCUUUCAGAAGACAUACAAUGUCACGAGUAUUUUGUUAAAAAAAGAAAUUAAAAGUCAUUACUUUGUUUCCUUUCAUUAUUUUCAUAGUUAUACAAACAUGAAAUCAAAGCCCUACUCUGAGAUUAUUCAAGCCCUAGAGUACAUACAGUAUCAGAGAAAAUACAUUCUAAAAGGCAUUGUCAUUUGCAAAGCACAAUUAAAGGGAUAGUUCACUCAAAAAUAAAAAUUAUAUCAUCAUUUACUCACCCUCAUGCCAUCCCUGGUGUGUAUGACUUUCUUUCUUCUGCUGU
Messenger RNA from Myxocyprinus asiaticus (Chinese sucker), 3167 nucleotides. RefSeq names its product cyclin-dependent kinase 5 activator 1-like. The coding region runs from base 669 to 1592 and encodes 307 amino acids. The transcript has 2 exons. NCBI's taxonomy places the organism in Eukaryota, Metazoa, Chordata, Actinopteri, Cypriniformes, Catostomidae. Gene Ontology annotation, biological process: brain development; activation of protein kinase activity; positive regulation of cyclin-dependent protein serine/threonine kinase activity. Gene Ontology annotation, molecular function: cyclin-dependent protein serine/threonine kinase activator activity; protein kinase binding. The record is from RefSeq and is a predicted model, not a curated record. Gene Ontology annotation, cellular component: protein kinase 5 complex; cytoplasm.